AUGUCAUCAGUAUGCUAUAAUCCAUUUAUAUACUGUUGGCUAAACGAGUCGUUCCGUAAGGGGUCCACAAAAUUCUUGCUGAUAUUAUUCAAGUGCAGCACCAAAGCCAAGGCCAGUGGCGGUGGCGGUAAUGUUGGGGGCAGUAAUGGCGGCACCGGUGCCGGUGGUAACGGCCAGACGGGCGCACACGAGCCGCUCACUAGUCCGGUGACCGGCCACGAGAUCAUCGGCGACGACAAACUUCAGACUACAGUUACCACACAUUUGUCGCCAAAACAUAGCGAAGCGAAUAAUUGUCAAAUCGCGUCCGUAUGA
Medioppia subpectinata is the source of this 315-nucleotide messenger RNA. The record is from the annotation of a GenBank genome assembly. Lineage: Eukaryota; Metazoa; Arthropoda; Arachnida; Sarcoptiformes; Oppiidae.